UCGCCUCGCAGAGCUGAGGAGUGAGGGGGAAGGCAGGCAGUGCUGGAGUUACUGUCACUUUGGCAUACAUUCAGAGAGGACAAUGUCCAGCGUGCCAGUGGCUGUGGUGACCGGCUCCAACAAAGGGAUCGGAUUUGCAAUUGUGAGGGCUCUAUGCAAGCAGUUCCCAGGGGACGUGUACCUGACAGCCCGAGACCCCGGCCGUGGCCAGGAAGCAGUGGCAAAGCUCCAGGAGGAAGGCCUGCAUCCACUCUUCCAUCAGCUGGAUAUCGAUGAUCUGCAGAGCAUCAGAGCUCUUCGUGACUUUCUAAAGGAGAAAUAUGGAGGGCUGAACGUGCUAGUUAACAAUGCAGGGAUCGCUUUCAAAGUUCGUGACACAACUCCAUUUGCGAUCCAAGCAGAGGUUACACUGAAGACAAACUUUUUUGGAACCAGGAAUGUUUGCACAGAAUUGUUGCCUCUUGUGAAGCCUUAUGGUAGAGUGGUGGAUGUCUCUAGUAUGGUAAGUAGCUCAGCUCUGGGAGGCUGCAGCCGAGAACUACAGCAGAAGUUUCGCAGCGACACAAUCACUGAGGAUGAGUUAGUGGAACUCAUGACCAAAUUUGUGGAAGAUACCAAGAAAAGUGUGCAUGAGAAAGAGGGUUGGCCAAAUACUGCCUAUGGGGUAUCCAAAAUUGGUGUCACAGUCUUGUCCAGGAUUCAAGCCCGGAUGUUAAAUGAGGAAAGAAAAGGUGACCACAUCCUUCUCAAUGCCUGCUGUCCUGGAUGGGUGAGAACAGACAUGGCAGGUCCUAAAGCCACUAAAUCGCCAGAUGAAGGGGCUGAGACCCCAGUUUAUCUGGCCCUUUUGCCUUCUGAUGCUGACGGUCCUCAUGGCCAGUUUCUUAGUAACAAAACUGUUCGAACCUGGUGAACUUAUGUAUGUGGACCCGUGCAAGCGGUAAUAUGACUGUGGAUUAGCCUGUGCCCUGGUAGGGCAUUUAGCCCAAGCAGUCUCAUCCUGUCCACAGCAGCAGCAGGGUCCUUUAUCAUUACAAUGAGGGUUACAGUUAUGGUACUCCUUUGGGAUUAAGUCUAUGCUAGGGUACACUUCCCAACAGUCUCCAUUGGCCUGCUCACGGCAUUGACUGUGUAGCCCAAAAUCUGAUUUAUGGGUGUUCCAGCCCAGAUGAUACAGGCUAAUUUGGUGUUGCCCUAAUGUAGAGGUGCCUGACCUUGCUUACCUGAAUUUACUCUUAAUUAAAUCAUUGCCAGCCCUUCUCCCACUCUCCCGAGACACAUCUCUUGACAUGGAGUUGGGAUGAGGAAGCAGAUGCCUUAUGGUUUCUCAGCACAAUAGGUCUUUCUAGGGAUCAUAGUUGCUUCUUGAGGUUGUGCAGGGUUUCUUAAAGGGGGAGGGGGUGGUUCUGAGAUCUACAGAUCUCAGUCUGACCAGUUUGGGGGGAUGCUAAUGGAACCAGAACAGAAUCACUGCUGUAUAGAUUCCUUAUUAUCAGUACAAAAUGGAAUUAGGUAAAAAUAAAAGUAGCAGUGACAUACCAUUAAUAGAACUUAAUCAGUUGGCUUUAUUAAUAUGUAUGUCAAUAAAUGAUUGCUUACUGAUUUGUGUUCAACCAACUAGCUUAUUCUGAUACUAAAAAUUUAUAAUGUUUGAAAAUACACUUUCAUUUUCUGCAGCUAAGUUUGUAGCUGGAAUGUGUAAUGUUUGGACUAUAUAAAGAGAAAAUAAACUACAGAACUGAUACA
Gymnogyps californianus (California condor) is the source of this 1746-nucleotide messenger RNA. RefSeq names its product carbonyl reductase 1 (gene CBR1). The coding region runs from base 83 to 913 and encodes 276 amino acids. Gene Ontology annotation, molecular function: carbonyl reductase (NADPH) activity. The transcript has 4 exons. NCBI's taxonomy places the organism in Eukaryota, Metazoa, Chordata, Aves, Accipitriformes, Cathartidae. The record is from RefSeq and is a predicted model, not a curated record.